UUUCGAUACGGCGCCAUAAAAUCUGUCAGUUGCGUUUUCUUGAACUCAUCAAACUCUGUUUGCCGGUGGACCACUUAGCCAGCAAUCUACAGGGAGGUAGGUCCUCCAAGACCUUAGCUACACCUGAGUAUAGAAGUGCCAUCAAAAUGGCAAGUGAAGAUUCUUCCAGUGAAGGGAAUGUGCAGGAGGCACAUGAAUCUGUCCUUAGAUAGUAUCUGAGAGGCCAAUAAAUCUCACACCUAAGCACAAGUAAUGCUAGAGAAAUUCGAAGCCAGUACAGAAGAACAACCAGGAAAGCCAAACCUCUCAUUAGAUUGAUUCAGCAUCAAACAGCACAGGCCUGACAUACAUGCCCACUCUGGGUCCUAAAUACUGUUUUUACCUCUACCAUUUUAUAGACAAAUCAGGCUUAUAACCCAGACUGAGACACAAGAAAAAGCAAGGAGACAGCCUUGCUGCCAAGUAACAAGAUACUCAAUAGGUGCAGAACCAGACAUGGCUCAGAUGUUGUUACAACUAUCAGAUGGGAGGUUUAAAACAAGCAUGGUUAACACGUUCAACAUGCCAGUGGAAAAGACACAUAACAUGCAUACACACAUGGGGGUUUCAGCAGAGGAGGAGAAAAAGAACAGUAGACAGGAAGAGAGGAAGAAUAACUUAAGGGGCCUACCAGUUAUGUGAAUAAAGCCAGUGAACUUGAAGGAAGUCUAUAGAAAUUAUCCAAAUAGGGGCUGGUGAGAUGGCUCGGCAGAUAAAGGUGCCUUGCUUCCAAGCCUGACCUGAAACUGAUCUCCAGAUCCCACUUGGUGAAAGAAGAUGGCAUCUGAGGCAGAACCCCGCCCCCUGGGCAUGUUUGAGUGCCAGCUCUGUGCCUUGACAGCUCCUUACAGCUACGUGGGGCAGAAGCCCCCAGACACCCAGGCUGUUGUCCUCCUGGAGGAGAGCUACAUCAUGAAGGAUCCCUUCUCCUCAGACAAGGCAAGGUUUCUGGUCCUCGGCUCACGGUGCAGUGUGUGCGGCAGGCUGGUGUGUGUGGGCCCGGAUUGCAGCCUGUUCUACUCCAAGAGGGUCUGCCUCCCCUGCGUUCAGGAGAAUAUCAGUGCCUUCCCUCAGGAAAUCCGGCAGGAUGUGGAGAAGAGAAAAGGUGCCUCCAAGAGGCCUUCCAGCCAUCCCUGACCACCAUGUGCAGGGCCUCCUCCAGUGGAGCACCGGGCUGGUUCGGCCAGGGUUCCGACUGGGAGCUGUGUAUCUGGCCUUCUCUGAACUGUGGAGUACCCGGAGCCCUGGGAACCCAGGAGGUGGCCAAGACUGAAGCCAGACAGCCGGAGUGGAUCCAGCUGCAGCUCCAGGACUGGCCUCUAGUGGAGGCCAAGAGUGAGGGAAAGGGAGCCUCCUUCGGUGGACAGUUGGUA
Microtus oregoni (creeping vole) is the source of this 1412-nucleotide messenger RNA. It is a transcript of the gene Cdpf1, whose product is annotated as cysteine rich DPF motif domain containing 1. The transcript is spliced from 4 exons. Lineage: Eukaryota; Metazoa; Chordata; Mammalia; Rodentia; Cricetidae. Bases 817 to 1176 code for a protein of 119 amino acids. The record is from RefSeq and is a predicted model, not a curated record.